This is a messenger RNA of Homarus americanus (American lobster), 2595 nucleotides long. It is a transcript of the gene ArgRS-m, whose product is annotated as probable arginine--tRNA ligase, mitochondrial. The coding region runs from base 439 to 2247 and encodes 602 amino acids. NCBI's taxonomy places the organism in Eukaryota, Metazoa, Arthropoda, Malacostraca, Decapoda, Nephropidae. The record is from RefSeq and is a predicted model, not a curated record. Gene Ontology annotation, cellular component: mitochondrion. Gene Ontology annotation, biological process: arginyl-tRNA aminoacylation; mitochondrial translation. Gene Ontology annotation, molecular function: arginine-tRNA ligase activity; ATP binding. The transcript is spliced from 9 exons.
ACUGGCUCACUGAGUGUGGCCGGAUCUGACCUGACCUGACAUCACGGCUUCACCUGACCUGACCUGAAGGCUGGAGCACACCUGCAUCCCCCCAAGCUAUUGUCCUGGCCAUAUGGGUCAACAUUUCAAGGGAGUGGUUUGGAUCAAAAUGGUACGAUAAAAGUACGAAAAAUUAAUCGUACUUUCGUAUUAUACUGAACUUUGAAAAAAAAAUAUUGAACCGAAAUAUCGAACCGAACUUUUAUCACCCUCAUAACUGUACCGUACCGUACUGCAUGCUCUGCAUGUGGUUAUCAUGUGCAACUCUUUUUUUUUCAAUCAUAAUUAAUAUUUGUCAUGUUCAAAUGCUAUACAGUCCAUACUUCACUUUAACAACUAAUUAGUAACCUGAAAACAGUCAUUAAAGUGAAAAUUGUUAAUGUGGUGAGUUUAGUUUACAUGCUAAAUGGGUCAAUUGGUACCAGCCCGCAGACACUUUUCACCCCCUAUAACCCCUAUAAACCCCACAAAAAAUUACAACCACUUAUUCACAUACAUGUAGAGUUAAUAACUAAUACUGUAAUGAUUAACCUUUUGACACUCAUUGAACUGCUUAAUGAGAUUGUUUGCUGUCAUCCGAGGCAGGGGAGUGGUGUUAGUGCCCUCCUGCCCCCACACUCUCAUACUGCGCUGCUUCCCCUGUGCCACCACCAACUGAUCCUACAGUCUCAAAGCCAGUGGUCUAGAGUAAACAACAGUCAAUUGGUGUCAGAGGUGGUGAAGAUCACAACCCACAGACCCAACUCCUUUUGGCGUUGCAGUGCACUGGUGAACCUCUUACCGUUUCAGAAGGUUGUUGUAGAGUACAGCUCGCCCAACAUAGCCAAGCCAUUCCACAUCGGUCAUCUUCGGUCCACCAUUAUUGGAAACUUUAUUGCUAACCUGCACGCAGCUCUCGGCCAUAAUGUGACUCGCAUAAACUACCUCGGUGACUGGGGUACACAGUUUGGGAUUCUGAAAUAUGGAUAUGAUGCGAGAAACAUUACAGAAAAGGAUUUAGAGGAAGAUGCCAUAAAAAAGCUGUAUGAAGUAUACGUAUGGGCUAACCAAAAAGCAGAAUCAGACCCCAGUGUAAGCAGUAAAGCUCGAGACAUAUUUAAUAAAAUGGAACAAGGAGACAAUAGGGAACUGGAAACUUGGGAAUUUUUCAGAAAUGUGUCUAUAAAAGAGUUUAAACACGUAUAUGAACGUCUUAAUGUAAAAUUUGAUGAAUAUCAUGGUGAAAGUAUGUAUAGCGCUCAGAAAUGUCAAGAGGUAUUAAAACUAUUGGAGCAGAAGAAUCUUCUGCAGACUUUAGAGGAUGGAAGAAAAGUGUAUGAGGUAAAUCCCAAACAAAAAGUGACUGUUGUCAAGAGUGAUGGAUCCAGUAUAUACCUCUCGAGAGAUAUUGCUGCAGCCAUACACAGACAAGAAGAGUAUAAAUUUACCAAAAUGUACUAUGUUGUUGAUAAUUCACAAUCAGAUCAUUUUGUUGCCUUAUUUAGCAUUAUAAGGAAUCUGGGCUUUGAAUGGGCUGAGAGUAUGACCCACAUUAAAUUUGGACGGAUUCAGGGUAUGAGCACUCGCAAGGGAACGGCAAUCUUCUUACAAGACCUUCUGGAUGAAGCACAAGAGAUCAUGAUGCAGAAGCAGCAGGAGACAGAAACCACUAGAGAUGAUGUGCGACUCAGUGGUGCAGAAACAGCUGGAAGAGUAGCAACAUCAUGUGUAUUAAUUGGGGAUAUGAAGCAACGGCGUCAAAGAGAUUACGUCUUCUCUUGGGACAAAGCACUACAGAGUCGUGGUGAUACAGGAGUCAAGCUGCAGUAUGUUCACUGUCGCCUUUUAAGCCUGGAAGGAAAUUGUGGUGUAGAUUAUAACCCAGAAGCAAACACCAGCUGCCUCACAGAACCACAAGCUCUCACUCUUAUAAUGGAAAUUGCAAGAUUUGAUGAAGUUUUGGUUCAGACCUACAGAGAACUAGAGCCAUGUAUACUUGUCAGCUACUUGUUUAAACUCUGUGGAACCAUCAACAAUGCCAUCAAGCUCUUACAAGUUAAAUCAGCUCCCCUGGAGGUCGCAGAAGCCAGACUAGCACUCUUCAUGGCAGCAAGACACACACUUGCUGCUGGCAUGAAUAUUUUAGGAGUUAAACCUCUAAGCAAAAUAGCUGAUCACCCGAGAAGGUUGGACAACUACUUCCAUGGUUCAUCAAGGCAGGUGAAAUAAAUUUACCAAAAGUCGGUCAUUAUGAUAGUAUCAAUAAAACGUUUAAUUCAGAAAACCUUACCCUAAAAAAUAUACACAAAUUACUUCCCAGACUACAAUAAUGCAGUAGUUACCUGGGUUGUUACCGCUCAUUAGUAAUAGAUAGAUAGAUGAUUAAUACUGGUAUAUAGAUAGAUAGGUAGACAGAUACAUAUAUAUAGAUAGUUGGGUAUACUGAUACAUAUACACGGGGGGUCCCCUGGUUACGAAUGGAUUCCUUUCCUGAGGACGUUCUUAAGUCAGAUUCUUACGUAAGUCGGAACACAUGCUAUGUGCAUACCUUAAUUACAGAACAAUGUUUAAAAUCCC